Molecule: messenger RNA, 3593 nt
Organism: Phyllostomus discolor (pale spear-nosed bat)
Lineage: Eukaryota; Metazoa; Chordata; Mammalia; Chiroptera; Phyllostomidae
Gene: NTNG2
Product: netrin G2
Exons: 11
Coding region: 1131-2903 (590 amino acids)
Source: RefSeq, a predicted model, not a curated record
AGGGCGCCCCAGCCCCGCGCUGACGGCCCCGGCGGCGGCGGGAGCGGCGCGGGGACGGAGCAGCAGCGCGCAGCCCUCAGCCCGCGCCCCCACCCAGCGCCAGCCAGAGCGGGGAGGCGGUCCUCGGCCUCCCGGGUCUCCGCUCCGGGAAGCUGCUCCGAGCCCGGGGCUUCGGUGACCAUGCAGGCUUCCCCGGCCGGGAGCCGCGGACAGCCGCCCGGCAGAGGCUCGGAUGCAAAAGUUAUUUGGUCGCGGCUGUCGCCGGCGGAGGACUGGAGCCGGAGAGGGGCGUGUGCUGUUGCUAAUGAGUCCUCCCCCCUCUUCCCCGUGAAAGACAAGCCAGACUCUUGAGUACCUGCAUGGGCUGAGCCGAAGUCCCCGAACUUCACAAUAAGUUGCCAAUGGCUACCAGCCAAGGGCAGCCGGCCCCGCCUCGUGCCCGUCCCCACAAGAGCAGAGCCAAAUAAGCUUCUCCCCAGUUAGCACCUCGGUCGCUUUUGGAUGGUCCGGCCCAGCCUCACGGGCGCUGCCACUGGAAGUCCGCGCGAGAAGAAAUCUCUUUUAUUGGCCUGAGAUGCCGCGCGCAGCCCCGGGGAGGCACAUGUUGGCAGCGAGCACGUCCACCCCCUGAUUUUUAUUUCUUCUUUACGACACAGGCCCGAGGGCCGCGCUGCCGGUGGCGCUGGGCACAUCACCCGUGACGGGCCCUUCGGAGAGCUGGCCUGCGUGGAAGGACCAAAAUCGAAGGCAAUCCGACCCGGCCCCAUGCCAGGUCCCCGUGGGCUUCCUCCCUAUCCCAUUUCCACCCUCUGUCACAAUUUGAGAGCCUGCCUGACUCGAUCACGUUCGCCUCUGGGGGAGGUGCGAUGCCAAGGUCAGGAGGACGCCGAGUCGUGGGCCACUUUCUGACCUGCCCGUCGGCAGCCUGAGAGACGCCGGGGCUGGGUUUUCCGUGCCGGCCUCUCGGAAAGAGCGGGCCCCUCGCCGUUCCCCCCCUCGGCAGCCGCGCUCGCGUCCCCGGGACACCUGGCUCCUGUCGCCCGGCAGAUGUGGCCUUUCCAUGCCGGGGCCGCCAGUGCCGCCUGACCCAGCCGCUGCUUCUCCGGGGCCUCGCCGCGCACUGCACAGCCAUGCUGGGCCUGCUGGCCCUGCUCCUGCCCUGCCUCCCGCUGGCCUCGGGGGACUAUGACAUCUGCAAGUCCUGGGUGACCUCGGAGGAGGGCCCCACCUGGGAGUUCUACGCCUGCCAGCCCAAGGUGAUGCGCCUGAAGGACUACGUCAAGGUGAAGGUGGAGCCCUCGGGCAUCACGUGCGGAGACCCCCCUGAGAGAUUCUGCUCCCACGAGAACCCCUACCUGUGCAGCAACGAGUGCGACGCCUCCAACCCCGACCUGGCCCACCCGCCCCGGCUCAUGUUCGACCGGGAGGACGAGGGGCUGGCCACCUACUGGCAGAGCGUCACCUGGAGCCGCUACCCGAGCCCGCUGGAGGCCAACAUCACCCUCUCGUGGAACAAGAGCGUGGAGCUGACGGACGACGUGGUGGUGACCUUCGAGUACGGCCGGCCCACCGUCAUGGUCCUGGAGAAGUCCCUGGACAACGGGCGCACGUGGCAGCCCUACCAGUUCUACGCGGAGGACUGCGCGGAGGCCUUCGGCAUGCCCGCCCGCCGCGCGCGCGACCUGCCGGCCUCCGGCGCGCACCGCGUGCUCUGCACCGAGGAGUACUCGCGCUGGGCGGGCUCCAAGAAGGAGAAGCACGUGCGCUUCGAGGUGCGGGACCGCUUCGCCAUCUUCGCCGGCCCCGACCUGCGCAACAUGGGCAACCUGUACGCGCGGCUGGAGAGCGCCAAGGGCCUCAAGGACUUCUUCACGCUCACCGACCUGCGCCUGCGGCUGCUGCGCCCGGCACUGGGCGGCACCUACGUGCAGCGGGAGAACCUCUACAAGUACUUCUACGCCAUCUCCAACAUCGAGGUCGUCGGCAGGUGCAAGUGCAACCUGCACGCCAGCCUGUGCUCCGUGCGCGAGGGCAGCCUGCAGUGCGAGUGCGAGCACAACACCACGGGCCCCGACUGCGGCCGCUGCCGCAGGAACUUCCGCGCCCGGUCCUGGCGGGCCGGCUCCUACCUGCCGCUGCCCCACGGCUCUCCCAACGCCUGUGCUGCUGCAGGCUCCGCCGUUGGCAAGUGGAUCAGGCCAUGGACGGGAGCCCCCCCAGGGGAGAGAUCCCCCUGGCCCCAGGGGUCCUCCAGUACACAAGCUGUGGGCACCUUCACCGCUGCCCCCACCCCCGCCAAGGCCUCCAAGCCUUCCCAGCUCAGGCCCAAAUCUCCUCAAGUGGUGCCUGAUGGAGAGUUCCCAGACUGCGAGUGCUACGGCCACUCCAACCGCUGCAGCUACAUCGACUUCCUCAACGUGGUGACCUGCGUCAGCUGCAAGCACAACACGCGAGGCCAGCACUGCCAGCACUGCCGCCUGGGCUUCUACCGCAACGGCUCGGCUGAGCUGGACGACGAGAACGUGUGCAUCGAGUGCAACUGCAACCAGAUCGGCUCCAUGCACGACCGGUGCAACGAGACCGGCUUCUGCGAGUGCCGCGAGGGCGCCGCGGGACCCAAGUGCGACGACUGCCUCCCCACACACUACUGGCGCCAAGGCUGUUACCCCAAUGUGUGCGACGACGACCAGCUGCUCUGCCAGAACGGCGGCACCUGCGUGCAGAACCAGCGCUGCGCCUGUCCGCGCGGCUACACCGGCGUGCGCUGCGAGCAGCCCCGCUGCGACCCCGCAGACGAGGACGGGGGCCUGGACUGCGACCACGCGCCGGGGGCCUCACCGCGCCCCACCACCCUGCUCGGCUGCCUCCUGCUGCUGGGUCUGGCCGCCCACCUAGGCUGCUGAGCCCACCGGAGGACCCGCGGCCCGCGAGGGCCGGUCUGCGAGCUCUGCGCCCUAGGCCCUGCGCCCCGGGGGCCGGGCGACGAGAAGGGUGCGGCCCGAGCUGCUCCCAGGUGCUACUCAGCGGAGUCCUCCGCGCUCCUCCCAACCCCCUCCGUGGCACCUGCCCCCGCCCUGGCGCUGCAGCAGGGGGCGCCGAGGGGUCCUGACCCCAGCGGCCUGCUAUUCUGGUCUUAGUUUUUCUACGUCCCGCAGCCCCUCUCCUUAUAUUUUUUUUGCUGGCGGUGAGACCAAGGGCGGAGGGAAACGCUGCUCGCCCAGCACCGCAGGUCCACACACACAACUGUUGCGGACACCCCGCGCCCGUCCCUGGCUCGCCCUCGGCCGGCGGACCGGAAGUCCAGCUGCGACACCUGCAGCGGCUGACUGCGCCCUACAUUCCUUCUCCGUUCUCCUCUGCAGCCCACCGGACGCCAGGCGGGAACCACGCCCGGGCCCGGGAGCUCUUGUCCGGGGGAGGGAGGAGGAGGAGAGCUGGGGGCGGGGGGCGCUGGAAACUCCGUUUUGUAGAGAACUAUUUUUGUUCGUGUUAACCGUCCCCUGCAGGGAGGGGCAGGAGCGGGGCGCCGGUCACCGCGGCGUGGUUGAUGGUGUGUAACUGCACAGAGUAAAGGUCUGCUCGCUGCUGCCUCC